UUGGUCAGUGGUCACACAACGUGGCUUCACUGAAACAAAAUGGAGGUAGAACGCUUACAGAAUGUGGAUGACAAAGAACUCUCAAAAAGCCACGAAAAUGAAGGAAAAUCACAAACUAUUGGCUGGCAGUCAUUACUCACAUUCACUGUUCUCGCCCUAGCUUGGGUGGGUGGCUUUGCAAGCCGUUUGUUUGCAGUUAUCCGCUUUGAAAGUAUCAUACACGAGUUCGAUCCUUGGUUCAAUUAUAGAGCCACCCACCAUCUGGCAAACAAUGGGUUCUACAACUUUCUCAACUGGUUUGAUGAGAGAGCGUGGUACCCUCUGGGCAGAAUUGUUGGUGGAACAGUCUACCCUGGACUUAUGGUCACUUCAGCAGCCAUUCAUUGGGUCUUGAACACACUUAACAUCACUGUUCAUAUUCGGGAUACCUGUGUCUUUCUUGCUCCAGUCUUCAGUGGGCUUACAGCAAUUGCCACCUACCUGCUCACCAAAGAGCUCUGGAAUGACCGUGCAGGGCUGUUUGCAGCCUGUUUUAUUGCUAUAGUUCCAGGAUACAUUUCUCGGUCUGUGGCGGGCUCUUAUGACAAUGAAGGCAUUGCAAUUUUUGCUCUUCAAUUCACAUACUAUCUAUGGGUCAAAUCAGUUAAGACUGGUUCCAUUUUCUGGGCAAUUUGUACUAGUCUUUCGUAUUUCUACAUGGUGUCAGCUUGGGGUGGAUAUGUGUUCAUAAUCAACCUCAUCCCUCUUCACGUUUUCUUUCUUCUACUUAUGGGGCGUUUUAACAUGAAAAUAUAUGUUUCUUACUCCACGUUCUACAUCACUGCACUCAUCAUGUCAAUGCAAGUACCCUUUGUAGGAUUCCAGCCAAUCAGGACUAGCGAACAUAUGGCUGCUGCAGGGACAUUUGCUUUGCUUCAAGCAUAUGCCUUUCUAAUGUAUGUCAAGGAGAAAGUCUCAUGGUCGGAUAUCAAGAAUCUUGUGGUGUUUGGAGCAGUGGCAUGUGCAGGAUUGGUGUUUGCUUGUGUAGUGGCCCUCACUUAUAUGGGUGUGAUUGCUCCUUGGAGUGGCAGGUUCUACUCUCUCUACGAUACUGGUUAUGCAAAAAUUCACAUCCCCAUAAUUGCGUCGGUCUCAGAGCACCAGCCGACGACGUGGGUAUCCUUCUUUUUUGACCUUCACAUCUUGGUGUGCACCUUCCCUGCAGGCCUGUGGUUUGUCAUCAAAAAGAUCAAUGAUGAGAGAGUGUUUGUUGUCCUGUAUGCAGUCACUGCAGUCUACUUCGCAGGAGUCAUGGUCCGUCUGAUGCUAACACUUACCCCAGUUGUGUGCAUCCUAGCGGCAAUAGCAUUUUCAGUCACUCUGGACAAUUACCUAGUGGAUGACAAGGUACCUGCUGUAAAUGAGGGGGAGCAAGAUGAGGAGAAGAAAGGAGAUAGUGAGGAGGAAGCUGACAAGGGCAAGAAGAAAAAAGAACUUUAUGACAAGGCAGGAAAACAAAAAGGCAAAACAAAGAAGCAGGAAUCGGUAGAAGAGAGUGAAGAUGCCAACGCCAUUGGCACAAACCUCAAAGGCCUUGUUGUGAUGUGUAUUGUGAUGAUGCUGAUGAUGUUUGCUGUCCACUGUACUUGGGUCACUAGUAACGCUUACUCCAGUCCAUCUGUGGUGCUGGCAUCAACCAACUAUGAUGGGAGCAGAAACAUCCUUGAUGACUUUAGAGAGGCAUACUUUUGGCUGAGACAAAACACUGAUGACAAUGCAAGGAUAAUGUCGUGGUGGGAUUAUGGAUACCAGAUAGCAGGGAUGGCUAACCGCACCACCCUAGUAGACAACAACACAUGGAACAACAGUCACAUAGCAUUGGUUGGUAAGGCAAUGUCGUCAAAUGAGACAGCUGCCUAUAAGAUUAUGCGCAUGCUUGAUGUCGACUACAUCCUUGUCAUCUUUGGGGGUGUCAUCGGCUAUUCUGGUGACGACAUCAAUAAGUUCCUGUGGAUGGUCCGUAUUGCAGAGGGCGAACACCCUCAGGAGAUAAAAGAGUCUGACUAUUUCACGCCACAGGGCGAGUUCCGUGUGGAUUCUGCAGGCUCUCCCAUUCUUCUCAACUGUCUGAUGUAUAAAAUGUGCUACUAUCGUUUUGGUGAAAUGCAGUUGGAUUUCCGCACCCCAUCAGGGUUUGACCGAACUCGCAAUGUAGAGAUCGGAAACAAGAACUUCAAACUCGAGCAUAUAGAGGAAGCGUUCACUUCCGAACAUUGGCUAGUUAGGAUUUACAAGGUUAAGGAUUUAGUGAAUAGAGAAAAGAGUACGAAACCGAAGAGAAUAACCAACAUCAAGCCGUCUCGUUACAUCCCCAGGAAGACGAGUAGGAAGGGCUACAUCAAGAACAAGCUGGCAUUCUCUCAAGGCAAACGCGUCUCAAAGAAAGGCAAGAAAAAGUCGAAAACAAGAAGAUCCAAGAGCUCUUAAGGAAGCGGCCCAGGAAGCUAGGACAUAUAUAAAGCAAUUGGGAAAUUCACCCCGGAAAAUGGCAAUAUAAUCAACAACCACCGAAUACUUUUUUUGUGCUUUAUCGGCAAGGCUUUUUAAUCGUCAAACCAACCGUGAUGCCAGCGAGAUAUGGUAUACAUAGCCAGGGGAACAGACCUUUUGGUUUCCGACUCGUUUGAAAAGGGGAGGGACACAUUUUUUUUCCUGCUCCGGUUUUUAUGGUUUAUGUUUAUGUUUAUUAUGUUCAGCUUGUCUUUUUUUUUUUUUGCGAAAUUCUUUUCAAUGGUAAAGCACGCGUCAGGUAUCAAAAGGUCUGUCCCUUAUAAUCUAAAAGUGUAGACAUCCCCUUAUAAUCUAUAGACUUUAGACGUUUGAUUUUUGAAAUAACACUUCACGACAACAGCUAUCACAGAAGUCUUCACCUAAAAACAUUAUGCCCUGGAAUACUGUGGUACUGGCUUAGCGGUAGCACCCCUCUGACCUUCAGACGGUGGUAUUUUUACAUUGGUUGAUGCAGGCGGAAGGAUAAACAAGCAAAUGAAAAGGGCGGAUUAUACUAAAAUGUUUAAAAAAUGGGGAGUUGCUAGCCACCCAACCACUCCCCCCCCCCCUUCGCGGAUCCGCCCUUGUUAUAUAAGUGGCCUUCUUCCUGCAUAGAUCAAACUUCUCUCAUACACUGGUUUGUACCCUCUAUUAAGUGGCCAUCUUUAUUAGGUGUUUAUGAGUAUGUUUCGAAUAAUGAAUUUUUACAGUAUUUAUUACCUCCAUCAAGCGUCCAAUUAUGUUAUCAGGUGGAGUCUUUUUUUUUUGUGAAAGUGAUAAUAGAUUGAGUACUUAGUGAUUGA
Molecule: messenger RNA, 3332 nt
Organism: Nematostella vectensis (starlet sea anemone)
Lineage: Eukaryota; Metazoa; Cnidaria; Anthozoa; Actiniaria; Edwardsiidae
Product: dolichyl-diphosphooligosaccharide--protein glycosyltransferase subunit STT3B
Exons: 20
Coding region: 40-2466 (808 amino acids)
Biological process (GO): post-translational protein modification
Cellular component (GO): membrane
Molecular function (GO): dolichyl-diphosphooligosaccharide-protein glycotransferase activity
Source: RefSeq, a predicted model, not a curated record